AUCAUGCCUGCAGCUCACGCUCCCUUUUUUGCAGCCGGGGUAGGCGGAGAAUCUGGGCCGGAAGCCGAGGAGGGAGGGGGAAAUCCGUGGGCUUUUUUCAGUCCCGCCUGCACGGUCAUCUCCGCCUCCUCCUCCUCCUCCUCCGCGAGCUCUGGCUUGUGUCACGGGCGCUGACGACAGCAGCCUCCUCCGCAUCCCGUCGCCAUGACAACCUUUUGUUGCCUCCAACGCUCGAGUGGUCCAGCCGAGGAGGGGGGCAGCAGGGGCGGUAUAUAGGCAAGGCUUGGGUGGGGGGGAACCAGGGAAGGAAACUCCAGUUCCCCACCCAGAAAAGAGGAAGGCUGGAGAAAUCCUGCUGGAAGGAGAGGAGCUGGACGGGGAGGACAGAAGAAAAGAGAUUUAUUAUAUUGAUUAAUAUAAAUAGUACAGACGCUGCUUAUACAGAGUGGGCUAUUUGGAAAGAGGAGAGAAGGAAGAAAAGACAAAUCCAUCUGGAAACUGAGAAAUCCUCAGCCUUCUUCCCCAAGGAAGAGAGCAGAUUUCUUGGCUUGGAAGAGUUGGGGGAACUGUCCUGAAAGUCUCCGUUGAAAAACAGCACUGAUUGGUAAUGUUUUCCAUCUUUCUCCUGCAAAACUGGGCGUUGAGGAUUAACUGGAGUUGCUGUUUUUGUAAAUUCAGGAAUAAUUAUUUCUAAGGUGGAGCCUUGGGGAGGAGAAGGGGAUACAAGGAAUUGAAUAUUUGGGAGUGGGAUGGCCUUUGAGACUGAAGAACAUCCAAUGAAGUAAUUGGGGUGUGUGUGAAUGAGUGAGCUGCCCCCAAAUGCUGAGAGAGACUAAGAAGAAGGGUGCAUGCCAUCAUAUUUAUAUAUAUUUAUAUAAAUGGGUACAUCAUAUAAAUUUAAUAAACAUGUUGUGAUUAGCUGAGGUGGGGAGCAGAUCGACUUGUUUUAAAAUUGUGACCAACUAUAAUAACUACCAUGGCUUUACAAGACUUGUGGCCACGUACUGUACAAAAUGUGAGCAGAGAAUUGCUCAGUUGCUGUUAGAACACAACUCAGCUAAAUCUUGACUAGAUGACUUCUGAAGGAAGGAGAAUUGGAGAUGAAGAAUUAUUUAAGGGCUAUUAAAGAGAGCUCAGAACUGAAGCCGGAUACAAAGAUGGUGCCCUUUGAGAGGAAUGGAAGGGGACUUGUGACUGGGCAAAAGUCAAAAUGGAGUUGGAAUGACUGCUCAAAAAGUUGUGAUAAACAAAGAAGAUGGAUUUUGGCAAGAUUCUGUUGAGGUGAGGUUGUGUUCUCAAACUAGAGCACAGAGCUGAACGAGAUGGGCAGUUGACACUGGGCGAGCUUACAUUUAUUUUGUUUUAUAUCUUAAUAAUGUUUAUUGUUUGCCCAGCAUUGCAGGGAUAACUAUAUGUUGGAGAAAUCAUGUAUAAUUCAGGGGUUAAAAUCAAGUAUGUAAAUACAAGUAAGUAUGGUCUGCAUCUUUUAAAGUUUGAAAACUAGAUAAUUCAGCAUCCUAGAUGUAUCUUUGGAGAAGAAAGUUUGAAACCAGGAGGUUUUGAGGGAAAUGGAAAAUGAAGGAAUAAAGUAGCUGGCAGCUGAAAUCAGAAUACCCAAAGAAUCUCUGCAGAUGAAACUAGGAGGCAAAACUAGAUAGGGAAAACAACGUAAAUAAAAUUGGAAGUGGACAUUUUAGAAGCAGCAUAUUUAUUAGUUCACCCUUAUUCUACCCAAAAUGCAAGCAUACCUGAAUUGAAAAGGGGAAACUAUUUUUUUCAGAAUUUGGGCUGUGAGGUUAUGGCACAAGUUACAAGUUUCAAGGUAAAUGGGAGGACAAAUUGGCUUGCCGCACUAUAUCCUACUCUUAUAUAAAGAACUCGUAAAUAGCAUCAUAUUCUUAAACCUGCAAUCCUAUCCUGAAAGACCUUGGGACAUUCUGAGACAUCAUCUAUAUUCCACGAGCACACCAGAUAGCAGUAGAAAACCUGAUCUUCCUUUUAGGAAAGGAAGGGGUUUUUGUUUUUAUUUUUAAUUUAGAUCUUCAGUCAACAACUGGGGCAGAGAAGCAAAACCUAUGGGGAACAGUGAAUGCAAACUGGACUUUUCUUCUCCUGAUAAAAGCCUAAGAAACAGGGGUCCCUUCUGGAUGUCAGCAGCUUCCGGAGAGCUCCAGAGGAAUGAUUGAGCUGUUAUGUAUGCUGAACCAUCCACCAUGAAUUUCCGGAACCAUGGGUUCUUUCGCCGUUCUCCACCCACUUCGGUGGCGAAGCCAACUCCUGCUGCCGGGAACACAUUGUCAGUCUUAGGAGGCAUUGCUCAAAUCUCUCCUUGUCUCUAUCUCUGCUCUGGCAAUGCGGCGUCGAAUAGACACAUGGUGUACUCCCGGGCAGUGACCUGUGUGGUAAACGCUACCAUGGAAAUCCCCAACGCCAACUGGCCAGAUAUUGACUAUGUGAAGGUGCCUGUUCCGGACCUCCCCCAUGCUCCACUGUCUUUGUACUUUGACUCCGUGGCCGAUAGGAUACACCAGACAGGGAAGAAGAACGGAAGAACUCUAGUCCACUGUGUGGCAGGUGUCAGUCGGUCUGCCUCCCUCUGUAUUGCUUACCUAAUGAAAUAUCAUCGGUUGAGCCUCUUGGAUGCUCAUGAGUGGGUGAAGAGCAGGCGACCGGUUGUAAGGCCCAACGUAGGUUUCUGGAGACAGCUUAUUGAAUAUGAACGCAAGCUGUUUGGCAAGAACACCGUCAAGAUGGUGCCUUCACCCAUUGGGUUGGUCCCAGAUGUCUAUGAAAAGGAGACCCGUGGGCUGGUCCCCUUGUGGAAUUUGAGAUAAAGACUAUCAUUGAAAUGGGCUGUGGGCCACCUUGACUUAGAAUGAAAAAGUUCCACCAUGUUAGGAUGUUUAACAGGAUUGUUCAGUGUGGUGGAUUUUAAUAAGAAAUUCUGUUAAUGGUAGUCUUUUUCUAAGACCUUGCAAUAUGAGAUCAUGGAAAAGACAUGAGUUGCUUGAACUUUUCAGUGUGAUAGACAAUGCUGUUUGUUAUCAUCCUGUCAAACAUUCCUAAGAACCUGUAUCUUGCUUACAGUCUGAGAUGAGAAAUGGUUAAACACAAACGUACAGGCAGUAAAGAUUACUAUUUAACGCAGAGACUCCAAGGUCUUUAUAAAUUAAUCUUUGCAUAGUAAGGAGAAAUAUCUUUCCCUUUUCUUCCCCCUUCUGCUUCAAGAGUUUUAGAAAUCCUUCCUUGGGUUUGCUUUAAUUUGAAUAAGCACAGUACACUUUCCUUUCUGAAGAAUUAAGCCCUAAGGUGAUGUGAAUUAAAACAAUGAUUCAUCCAAAGAGUCAGGAUUUUGAGGAAUGCACAUAAACUCUAAAGAGCAGUAGCCAAGAAGCUGAGGAUAGCACAACUAUCAACAAUAGUUAUAAGAUGCCAACUCUACAAGGGAAUGUUAUUUCAUACAUACAUUCAGUAAGCAGGUUGCAACUUGGCCACAGUAUUCCGCUCUUGUGGGGAAGAUAGGAAUUUUUGAACAUUGGCUCAGGUUACACUUAAACAGGGUAGAGAUGUAAUUGGAAAGGGAUUGAAGAACAAAUACGCCUGUCAAGCCUUCUUCAUACCCCUUGUUAAGAUUCCAUAGUACGUACCAGGGAAGCUUUCUUAACACACUGCACCUUAAAAAAAGAAAGAAAAAGAAAACAUCUCGAAAGUUAAUACUUUCAUAGUCAGGCGGGAAGUGCGACUUCAAAAAUGUUUAAAGCUGCACAGUAAACAAGUAGUAGAGUCACAAUUUGGCGUGAGCAAGCAAUCCUGUAGUUUUGAUUAUGUGAUUUGUAGUAUUUUAUAACAAGGAGGAUUCCUAAGUGAAGCCUUUCUAAUACAAAAGUAUAAAAUUGGAUGGUAUAUCCAGAGUUGAGCGAAUAUCAAGUGAGAUCUAAGUGUAUCAAGGUGUUUCUCAACCUUGUCAGAUUUAAGAUAUGUUGACUUCAAUUCCCAGAAUUCCAUCCAGUAUGGCUGGCUAGGGAAUUCUGGGAGUUGAAGUCCACACAUUUUAAGCUUACCAAGGUUGAGAAACACAAGUAUAGUAGAGGAUAUCAGAUAGGAGGUAGGGUGUCCAAACUGGUCAGCAUAUCAAAAUGGUUUAAAUUAAUUAUUAAAGCAUGUGUUUGGACAAUACAUCCAUAAUAAUUAUAGGAAGAUGUAAUAAAAAUGGAGAAAGAAUGAAUCGGAUUCCCUUUAUAUAUGUUGAAAUGGCAACUCCCAACUUUUAUAGUCAGUAUGGCCUUGAUCAGUUGUCAUUCCAGUAUACUGAGAGGGAGAACCAUGUUUAAAAAAAGCUGUCUUAAAAGAACUCUAUUAGGGACAAAUUCUGGAUGUCAGCCUAAAUGGAAGAGGCCCAGAUGUGUUUUUGUAUAAACAUCACAUAAGCAUAGUCAACUCUAUAACCAACAAGUGGUCUAUGCUUAUAAAAGAAAUGGUUUAGCAACAUUUCAUAACUCUAUUUCUCUGUCCAGAACAAAGAAUAUAGUUCAUCCAACUUCAUACCCAUCUUGAUUGUAUUGACUUUUCAAUACAAUUGCUAACUCAGCUUUUCACAAAACAGUAUCUUAAGUUUUAUAUGGGAGCUGAAAUCCACAUUUUUGCUGAGAUUGAGAAACAUUGGUAUAGGCCAUCUAAGCAAGCAAUUCAAAUCUAUUUCAUUUAUGUAGAUAGAAAAUAGUCACUUCCCACAUUUACAAUAAAGAAACUGAAAGGAUAGCAUGUUUUUUGGAAGCAAAGUUGUCUUUCUUAUAGAUCUUACUUUUUAAUGGAUAUAUAACAGCUUGGAUAUCUGCCAUGAAAAAUGUCUCAUAUAUUGGCAUUUUACAUGGGGACGGGGAUAUGAUAAUACAGGGGGAUAUGAUAAUACUGUGAGGAAGGAAACUCAGAUGGAUUAUUUUAACUUUUCAUUUGUACGCUGUGCUAGCACUUCCUGCACCAUAAUUAUUAGUGCCUGUAAAUUUGUCUAGUGAAGGACAAUGACAUAUAAAUGCACAAAGCUAAAAUUUUCAUUCCCACCCCCUAGAUAUUUUUAGUUAUUCAAGCAGGGGUAUUAACAGAAGGGUUUGGGACUGAAAGCCAUGACUAGAAGUGACCCACCUCUCUACCUAUAAGAAGGAAACAUAAAUUUUCCGAUAUCUCAAUCUCCCUUCCUCUUAUAGUAUUUGCUUCAUUUUAUCAGAGUUCAGAGACGAAAUAGGGUCAGAUCUUUGUAAUAUUUGGAUAGAAACCAUUGGUGGUGUCCACAAGUAGAACUUCAAGAGACUCCAAGGAAGAAUUUGCUCCAGAGUUUUUCACACAAGCUGGUCUUCCUUUCAAAUGGUAAAAUGUGUGUAUAUAAUAAGUUAUCUAAGGUUCUGCUUCUUAGCCUUGGCCACUUGAAGAUGUAUGGACUUCAAUUCCCAGAAUUUUGGGAUUUGAAGGCCACACAUCUUGAAUUCGCCACGGUUGGGAAACUUUGAUCUAAGGUCUCUGUAUACAUUGUACAUAGAAAAGGGCUGUCGAUAUAAAAGUUCUGAUGUCUUUUGACUUCAGUGACAAAAAGGUCUAUAUAUAAAUAAAUAAAUAAAGUGAACCAGUA
Pantherophis guttatus is the source of this 5620-nucleotide messenger RNA. RefSeq names its product dual specificity protein phosphatase 14-like. The record is from RefSeq and is a predicted model, not a curated record. Gene Ontology annotation, cellular component: cytoplasm. Lineage: Eukaryota; Metazoa; Chordata; Lepidosauria; Squamata; Colubridae. Gene Ontology annotation, biological process: peptidyl-tyrosine dephosphorylation. Gene Ontology annotation, molecular function: MAP kinase tyrosine/serine/threonine phosphatase activity; protein tyrosine phosphatase activity.